Messenger RNA from Alternaria hordeiaustralica, 2028 nucleotides. RefSeq lists its product as uncharacterized. The transcript has 2 exons. Bases 1 to 2028 code for a protein of 675 amino acids. Gene Ontology annotation, molecular function: ATP hydrolysis activity; ATP binding. The record is from RefSeq and is a predicted model, not a curated record. NCBI's taxonomy places the organism in Eukaryota, Fungi, Ascomycota, Dothideomycetes, Pleosporales, Pleosporaceae.
AUGGGUCAGCAUCCGUUGCUUCCAGGUGAACAGCUACUCGCCGAAGACGACCUAUCGGAGGCCAUCGAUACGGGCACGCGCUGCGACUACAGAGAUAUAUACCGCGUCCCGACCGAUGAGGAUCCCAACAGAUACCAUUGGGUGGAUGCAAAACCGCCGAUAUACGGUGCUACAGGCGACAAACUUCGGACAAAGAAAGCACGGGAAGCUUUCGCUGUAAACGUCUACCAUCGCUUUGACGAGGUGAGAGAUGAGUGGAAAAUACAUGAAUUACGCAUCAACAGUACGCUCCUUCAUGCUGCGCUGGAGAAGAUACUCGAAGGUUAUCCAGGCUUGACACAGCAUGAGAUGAAGUCGUUCGCACCACCGUUUCUUCCAUUCAUUCAUCGAUGGGAAGCGAUGCUCAGCUUCAAGGAUGGCGUCGAUCCAGAAUCUGAGACCAAGCACCACCUCGAUUUACUCCAGGAUGUUCUCGAACCCCUACUCAAGGAGUCUUUCGACAAGAUCCGCGACAUAAAGGCGACCGGGCAUGUUGCGUUCCAGGACCUAAACUUGGUUCUUAUUCCCGCCAUGAUGGUUCUGGACCAUAAGACGGACUCGAUCGGGGUUGUUCGAUAUUGUAACAUUACGUGCAUGCCUCCCCCAGCGCAAAAGAUGUUCUGGUCGAUAGGCGUCGAUGUGGUCGACUGGGAUGGAAGGCGAUGUGGUCUUCUUGCGCAACCAAAACACGUGUUCCAGUAUCAGGGCUUACGGGCCUUGACUGCGUUGGAUGUAUCACCUCUCGAUGAUCAUCCUGAUCAAACGAGUAUCCGUGAACGACUCAUCAAACGAGGCCGUCGGUUCGAAGAGCUACGCGGCCAAUUCUUCAAAGCCUUUACCGACCAGCGCGAAGAGCGCGUAGACGAGCGCAUGGUUAUUGACGCGCGAGCAUAUCACAAAUUCCAGACCGGGUUCGUGCCUCUAGAAUACGCGAAACUGUCUGAGAUAGGCCAGCUAACGUGGGCUCAAUCCAUGAACCGUUACUCCCCCAGUGUCCCUAGCACCCCGGGAUCAGCAAUCGAACUGGAUCUCUCGCCAAUGACCGAUGACGAAUGCCUUCUAGCUGUACACUACGUCAAGUGCUUCGAUAUCGAGAAGAAGAAGUGGGAGAUACUAGACGUGACUAAGAUUCACGAGAUACCUUGGGCUGAGCAUGCUUUCGACAGCUUAGUCCUCGAUCAGGACGAGAAGGAUUUGGUCUUGGCUCUCGUAGACCGCGAUCAGUUCAAGCAAGGAAAGCCCUUCGAUGACUUUGUAGUCGGUAAAGGCCAAGGCAUGAUCAUGCUGCUUUGCGGCCCUCCAGGCGUGGGUAAAACACUCACUGCUGAGACCGUCUCUGAGCACUUGCGUCGCCCCCUAUAUAAGCUCGGGGCUGGUGACCUAGGAACGAGCGCGCGCACCGUCGAGGAUAAUCUGGAGAGUGCGCUGAAUUUGUGUGGUCACUUCGGUGCUGUCCUGCUUCUCGACGAGGCUGAUGUGUUCAUGGAGGCGCGCACUCUGAACAAUCUCCAACGCAACGAGCUUGUUUCGGUCUUCCUUCGCCUACUCGAAUACUACAAAGGCAUCAUGAUUCUGACUACGAAUCGGAUGCGCAGUAUCGACACGGCUUUCGAAUCUCGUAUCGAUAUCACACUGAGCUACAGCUCGCUCGGAGAAAGUGAUCGUCUUCAAGUCUGGCGCAACUUCCUGACUACUAUCGAUGCGCAGGAUGUGGAUGUCGGAGAAGCUGAACUGGAGAAACUGGCAAAGCUCAACUUCAAUGGGCGUCAGAUCAAGAGCGCGAUCAAGACUGCAAAGAUCUUGGCGGCGAGGAAAAAGGAACGCUUGAGUGCAGAGCAUCUCAUGGUCGUGCUGAACUUGAGGCAGAAAGCACUCGGUAUGAUGGAUGGUGGGGCAGACGAUGACGAAGCCAGAAGGAGGGCAGAACGGGACGACACUAGGAGUAUGUGGUCGACAGCCACCGACACCGACACUUCUCUUCCUAUCUAG